Molecule: messenger RNA, 1260 nt
Organism: Sander lucioperca (pikeperch)
Lineage: Eukaryota; Metazoa; Chordata; Actinopteri; Perciformes; Percidae
Product: fucolectin-4-like
Exons: 6
Coding region: 132-1055 (307 amino acids)
Source: RefSeq, a predicted model, not a curated record
UCCGCACUUCACAAACCAGAGCCGGGAGGUGUAGAGUGUUACAAAACGCAGCACAUGCACUCAACUGGGAACGAUCCUGACGAGCAUCAACAGCCCCUAGUGCAGACCAACUACAGCUACGCUCCUUACUGAUGAUGACUCCAUCUGUGGUCUUUGUCUUGCUGGCUGUUCUAGGACAGACCAGCGGCAAAUUAGAUCCUAAUAUUGCUAGAGGUGGAAACGUGAUUCAGUCCUCCCAGCAUGGGUAUGCCGUCCCUGAAAGGGCUAUUGAUGGAAAUCGUGCUAGCAACUAUGGACAGGGAUCCUGCAGCGUCACUAACAAUGAUUUAAAACCAUGGUGGAGACUGGACCUCCUGAAGACAUAUCAGAUCAACACUGUCACCAUCACCAACAGAGGAGAUUGUUGCCCCGAGAGAAUCAAUGGUGCUGAGAUCCGCAUUGGAAAUUCCCUCAAUGACAAUGGCAACGAUAACCCCAGAUGUGCUGUUAUCUCGUCUAUCAAAGCUGGGACCUCCCAAACCUUUGUCUGUAACAGAAUGGAAGGUCGUUAUGUCAACAUUGUGAUUCCUGGAAGACGAGAAUACCUGACACUGUGUGAAGUGGAAGUCACUGGUCAGGCUUUAGAUACUAAUAUUGCUACACGUGGAAACGUGAUUCAGUCCUCCCUGUAUGGGAAUGAAGUCCCUGAAAGGGCCAUUGAUGGAAAUCAUGCUAGCAACCUGGGACAGGGAUCCUGUAGCGUCACUAACAAUGAUUUAAAACCAUGGUGGAGACUGGACCUCCUGAAGACAUAUCAGAUCAACACUGUCACCAUCACCAACAGAGGAGAUUGUUGCCCUGAGAGAAUCAAUGGUGCUGAGAUCCGCAUUGGAAAUUCCCUCAAUGACAAUGGCAAUGAUAACCCCAGAUGUGCUGUUAUCUCAUCUAUGGCAGCUGGGACCUCCAAAACCUUUCUGUGUAAUGGAAUGGAAGGUCGUUAUGUCAACAUUGUGAUUCCUGGAAGACGAGAAUUAUUGACACUGUGUGAGGUGGAAGUCACUGGGACACUAUCAUAAAAAACUGAUUCUAAAAUAAUUUCUUAGUUUUUGUUGACUUAAUUUUAACGCUAUUCUAUGCAAGUUUGCGUAUUUGGUGUGUUUUUGCUUCGCACACAGAGCACAUUUUAAGUAAAAGACUUGGUAUUACAUAUCAUAAGGUCAGGACAAUUGUAUGCUGAAACUUUAUGUAACACUGAUACAGAUGGUUGUUUUAUAUGUUAGA